UCAAUUAGAACUCUUGAGGGUCACUUAAGUUAUAAAUGUGUUCUGCUCCUCAAUUUGGAUGCAAUCAAUUUGCGAUUCGGAAAGGAGCCCCGAUUUUUAAAAUUGGGCCCCCCGUUUACACCCCAAGGGGGAAGAGAGAAGCUUCGGGACCAUGAAAUUUGGAUUUCUACUUCAACAUGUGCUCGCUCACUGAUAGUGAGAUUUUAUUCAAUGUCUUUGGAGAAUGAAUACAUUUUUCUCGUUGACUCAUAAAUCUUGAUCGAUAUGGUGGCGGUAAUUAUUUAGCAGUAGCCAAUCUUUUCAUUCCUGUUUCUCUGGAGUUCAAAUGGCUGAAGAUCUACCUCUUGUCGUGCUGGAUCUAGAUUUGACUUUGUGGUCUUUUCAAGUGGACAAACUAUUGAGUCCCUUCCUUAUUGAUGAUGAGACUAAUAUGGUGGUUGAUAACCGAGGAGUAUCAUGUAAACUAUACCCAGGUGCUAUGGCAAGCUUACAGUACUUGAAAAGUAAUGGUUUUCCUUUGGCCAUUGCUUCCAGGAUCUUGAACAUUUCAGCUGCCUACCAGUUACUACAUCUGUUCAAUAUCAGUCAGUACUUUGACUUCAAAACUAUUUACCCUGGCUCAAAAGUGCAUCAUUUCAAACAUCUUCAUGCUAUCUCCAGGGUUGAUUUACGCAACAUGAUUUUCUUUGAUGAUGACAAACGAAAUAUUCGUUCCGUCGCCCGACUAGGAGUGCAUUGUGUUCAUGUCGCUGAUGGUUUGACCGUGGACAUUAUCAAAGAAAACUUGAAUGAGUUUCAUCGAUCUAGAUCGGAGAUGACAGAUGGUGAAAAGAAGGAGCUGGUGUGAAUGUGAAAGCAUGAACACAAGGUCUGAGUACCAGACUUCUCAUGCAGAUCAACACUCUUUUAUAAGACAAGAAAGCUGGACACUACAGAAAAGUAUGGUACUUCUGCUAAGCCAAGAGAAGAAAACCAUAUUUUCUCCAACACCUUUCAUGGCAGAAUAAUCUGCAAGAAGCAAAUUUUUUUUCUGCGAAUUUUCUGCAAAAAAAAAAAAAAAAAAAACAUGCCGCCAAGCCACUGGGAACCGUCCCUGCAACAGAAGAUUCCAGCCAUCAGCAGAUUAAAUGUUUGCGAUAAACUUGCAGGAAAAGCCUUGGAGAUUUUCUGAGAAGUAGAAGCUACUAUCACCUGAACUUUGACAAAUCUUCAGCUGAGUGCAUCUUCAAGUGUGACAGUUUUUCUCUCAAUCUCACAGUCCACAGGCUGUUGUCAUCGAAACAGGCCAUUUCAAUUGUGAUCAACUACACCUUGUCAAAGGUUGAUUAAAUCGGUAAAUUGAUGUAAUUCAUGAAUUAUUAGGCUUUUAUCUGGUACACAGAAUGAUGUAAUUGAAAGGUGAAUGACUCAGAACUAAAUGAGACUAAUCUAAACCAUCAGCACAUUUCAUCCCUUGUAGAGCUUUUUCAAGCUGUGGCAACAUUAGUUUGUUGGAAUUGUUUAAUACAAUUGGGAUGAAGUUCAAAAUUUUUUGGCUGCACCUCUAGGUUGAACUAUUGGCUCUGAUUUUAAAUUAAGAUUUUAUAUUGAGGCAUCAUUGAUCAGAUAGAAGGUGUUUUAAAUGAAGCUAAUGGUUUGAAACAAAUUAUAACUAACUAUAGCUGCUGGUAGAUUUUCUGAAUUGUAGAUUAUUGAUGAAUAGGCCUUAAUAUUCUUAAUCAAAUGAAUAUAAAAUCUUAGAAUGAAAAAUAGGUAUGUUCAUGCUGCCACAAUGGCCAUCUGAUGAAUGCUGUAAUAAUCAAUAGCUAGCAAGUCACUGAACUUCUCUCUUCCUUAUUUCUCUAAAAAAAUGAAAAAAAUGUAAUAUUGUCAAUUAUCCUUUUUCUGUUGAUUAAAUUGUUCAAACUUUCAUUAAACAGUUUUCCAUGGCAAUGUU
This is a messenger RNA of Bemisia tabaci, 1936 nucleotides long. Its product is annotated as magnesium-dependent phosphatase 1. Gene Ontology annotation, molecular function: acid phosphatase activity. The record is from RefSeq and is a predicted model, not a curated record. Lineage: Eukaryota; Metazoa; Arthropoda; Insecta; Hemiptera; Aleyrodidae.